Molecule: messenger RNA, 1989 nt
Organism: Mercurialis annua (annual mercury)
Lineage: Eukaryota; Viridiplantae; Streptophyta; Magnoliopsida; Malpighiales; Euphorbiaceae
Exons: 15
Coding region: 67-1638 (523 amino acids)
Biological process (GO): RNA processing
Molecular function (GO): RNA methyltransferase activity
Source: RefSeq, a predicted model, not a curated record
AAUUUGUCAGGUAAUUUUAUCCAUUCCCGCCACGGCCAUACCUUCACUCACUGCCGAUUACCACAGAUGCCUCCGUUUCUCCUUUCCUUCCGACCACUCAUCUCCUGCCACGCCUCCACCGCCGUACUUCCAUCCUCCGCUCCUCGUCUACCACCGCCACCACCGAACCUCACCACCGCCACCACUACCACCACCUCCUCGCCUGCAUUGACAUGCGCCUUACACUGCCCUCAUUUCCAAUCAUGUUCUGGUUGCACGCAAGAAUUCAAUCUGCACCGUCCGAUUAUAAUCAACGAGGCUACUGAGUUUUUCGAAAACCUCGGAGUUUCUGAUUUCACUUUUGAUAGCUCUAGAUUGUGGGGAUGGAGGUGUCGUGCAAAAUUAGCUGUUCGUGGUUCUUCGAUGAACCCUUUGAUUGGUCUAUACGAGGAGGGUACUCAUAAUGUAGUUGAUAUUCCUCAAUGCCAAGCCCAUCAUCCAAGUAUUAAUGCUGCCGUUGAAUUACUUAGAAAAGGUAUCACUGAAUUGAAUGUUGAGCCUUACGAUGAAGAUGAAGGGACAGGAGAUUUACGAUAUGUUCAGAUGGCUGUAACGACUUACAAUACUUCUCUUCCUGCCUCAGAAAGAUAUAAAAAUGGUAAAGUACAAGUUUCUUUAGUUUGGAAUUCCAGAAAUGAGAACGCUCCUAAUUCUGACAAAUUAAAUUACUUGGCCAAUUACUUAUGGAGAAAUGGUGGACCAAGGAGUGCAGUUUGUUUCAUUCACUCUGUAUGGGCCAACUUUCAGACAUCAUAUAACAAUAUUAUUUUUGGGAAUAGGUGGAGACAUCUUUUAGGAGAGCAAGACUUCUGGGAACAUGUUGGAGGAAUUGAUAUAUCAUUAGCUCCAUCCAGUUUUGGACAAGCAAAUAUACGGGCUUUUGAUGCAUUGCUGCGGAAGUUACAGAAGUUUGUCCCUUUUGGAACAUCUGUUACUGAUUUAUAUGCUGGAGCUGGUGUCAUUGGGCUAUCGUUGGCGGCCUCAAGGAAGUGCAGAUCUGUUAAAUGUGUUGAGGUCAACAAAGAGUCAAAAAUAUCUUUUGAGAAAACAGUUGAACGCCUUCCGAAGUCCGUAGAUAGCAGCAUCAGUUGGCAUCAAGCAGAUACUUCAGAUGAUCCUGUAUCUUGGCUUAGGGGCUCUGAAGUAGUAGUUGUUGAUCCUCCUAGAAAAGGACUUGACUCGUCUCUUGUCGAUGCGUUGCGGACCAUAUCAUCAUUGGAACGGAAAGCUAUGUCGUCCUCCAUAAGUCACGAUGCAAAGAUCAAAGAUGAAAAAAGACCAUGGAUUUUACGCGCAAAGGAAGCCUCAGUUGAAAUCAGAAGUAAAACAACAUUGGAGGACCCUCAGUUGCUACCUCAAACGCUUAUUUAUAUAAGUUGUGGAUGGGAAAGUUUCAAAGAGGAUUGCUCCGCAUUGUUGUCGAGUAAGGCAUGGCGUUUGGAAAAGGCUUAUGGAUUUAACUUCUUUCCUGGAACCCAGAGCAUUGAGAUUCUGGCUAUAUUUAAGAGGGGCCAAAGAGCAAGCCUGAAGAAGACGAAGACGAAGAAGAAGAAGAAGAAAUCAGGAAAGAAGAAAAAACCUCAUGAGGAGCUUGAUUAGUACUACAAUGAGUUUCAUUAAUCCCUGGAAGAACUCAAGUUUUGAAUUGCACUACAAGAACAUGAAAGCUUGAAUAGGCAAAUGAACUGUUACGUAAGAAGGAACAUCCAGGAUAAGCAGAAUAUUAAUUACAAGAAGACGUUCUGUUAUGUUCUAAAUCGGUGUACGAGGAAAAUGAGAUAUUGAAGGGAAGGUUAAAGGGUUACAAAAUGAAUAGCAUUUUGUUUCAGCAUCUGUAUCUCGCCAAUCUCCUGAAAAUUUUGAUGAAAGAAUGUAAUAUUUCAAGAACCUGUUGCUUCAGGUUUGUAUCAUUAUCUUUCUUAAGGCUAAUUCAAUUAUGUUGCUAGCUCA